Linum trigynum is the source of this 4576-nucleotide messenger RNA. The record is from the annotation of a GenBank genome assembly. Lineage: Eukaryota; Viridiplantae; Streptophyta; Magnoliopsida; Malpighiales; Linaceae.
GAUCGAGAUCGCCGAAGGAAGAACGAUAAGCGUCCCCGUGGCCGCCGUCGCAGCUCACUUCCCCCAGCCCUGGCAGCUCGCUGGAUCGGAAGAAAGAUAGAGAAAGAGAUCGGUGGAUACCGGACAGGUGAAGAAAUAAAGCUGGCUCGAGAGGUCCAAGGCACCAGUGGAUCUCGGAGGUAGAUAGAGGGGUUGGCAAGGAUUCCUUUUGGCUCUCCAUUGAAUCGAAACUCUAUCUGCUCAAGAUCUUUGUCUUCCCUAAGGUAUUUUGCAAAUUAGCUACGUUGUAUUAUGAGAUCCGAGGCUUUGGUUAUCCAUUUCAGUUUGUGUCCUUGAUUGGGUUUUUGUUGAACUUGGACAUUCUGCUUGCAUUUCUUCUUUGCGUUUUCAGGAUGCAUAAGUUAACCUCCUCUGUUGAUUCCUUACACAUAUGCUCCGGUUUUGAAAUAGCUUUGAGUAAUCCUUGCUAUUGCCGCACUUGACAAUCUUGAUAAUUUGCUGUAUUUAAGAGUGGGUUUAGCUUGUUUUCUUCAAGGGAUGCUUCUGUCAAUGGUGGCUUUGUAGUAGGAAGGUGUCGAUUUUGCUUUAUGUUCGUCCAUUCUGAUUUAGAUAUGUGUUGUAAUCACUGUGUUCGGCACAGCUGGACUCGGUGCUAGUUAAAGGAUGUUUGAUUUGUAGUUUAGAUGCUUUUGCCGCUCAUUUGUAAACCUGAGCAAAGUUUGGGUGCUGCUUGCAUGAGAUCCGGCUUUAGUUAAGGAUUUUGGAGGUUGUUCGAGUGGAAACGGUGAAGUAGGUGAUUGUCAUGGUUUGCAUGUGGAUUGAUGGUUCAUUCGUGGUGAAGAUGAAGCCACAUUUUUUGUGUGUGCUGUAUAACAGAAUGCAGAACCUUUGCUGCUGCGAGUCUCUUGUUUCAAACUAUUUCCACUCUGGACCUUGACCUCAUUCAUUUUCUGUCUAAUGUUGAGGAUAAAAGAUCUUAGCCAUGUAUGUUAUCGGUUUCUGCUAAUGUUGGUGCUUUUGCGGGGUAUUUUUCUCCGAUACUGCUUAGUAUUAGCAUAGAUCAUCCAGUUGACGACCCUUCAUUUGGUUUAAGAUUUUUCAGCUUCCUUAUUUCUUAAAGUAUGAAGGUUUUUUUUAGGACUAUUGUGAUAAUAAAUGAGGUAUGAUGGAUCCUUUAGCUAUGUCUAAUUUUUGUGUGAGUAAAAUUGGUGAUAAUGUAUACUAGUUUCAAUUUCAUUAUCUUGUCUGAUCUUGGCAUUUUACAUCUUCAAAUGGAUAGUUUUAGCAGCUAAAAUUCUUUCCAGCAAGAUUGUUGAUGGCUCCAUGUGCUUCUAUUUUUUAUUUUUUUAUUCCAAUCAUAUGAUCAUCUCAAUGAUUUCCCAGCAAAGAAUUUAUCCUGAUUUUCUUUCUUCCAGAAUUCUGCCACUUCUCCUAUGGGCUUUUGCUUUUCAUGCUUCUGUACAUUGCUGCUGCAAAUGAAAUUAUUGGGUUGGAAGAAGUAUAAAAAUGGCUCAUAAAUUUGCCUGGCCAAUUUCUGUUAUUUCCUUACUUUAUUUGUCCUCCUUUGACAUAGCAAUAUUAGGUACAAUAAAGCCAACAUCGGUUGAUGCACUUUGCCCUUUGUUUGCCUUUUUCUCUUGUUUGUGGUCAACUUGAUUAUGCUAUGUUUAUUGCUACUGAUCAAAUAGAUACUUCGCAAGAUUUGGGAUCGGGUGUAUGAAUCUAGGUUGGUUAAUUCUCUAUCCAUUUUAUUUUGUGUUCUUGGUAGGUAAUCUAUUUCAACAAGUUACCAUGGAAGCCGACUCCCUGGAUUUGCAACCCGAACCCUUACCACCAUCCAGUGAUCCACUAUCCAACAAAUUUGCCUCCCUCAAUGACCUGGCUCAUGAGCUGGCAUCCCUCCAAGACCUUUCCAACCGUGGUUCUUGGCGGUCGAUUCUCGAUAAGGUUGCUCGAGCACGGUCUCUAUCCCUACUGACAACGCCUCAUGAUCACCUCACGUAUUUGGCUUAUAACGUCCUUGCUUUCACCAAGCUUCGACGUUUCAAGGAAGCUUUGACAGAACUUGAAACAGUUGAUGAUUUGGAUAGUCACCACUACCGGUAUGAAACUUACCCCAAAAUCUACCCAACCCGGUCAGGUUCCAUGGUUCCUUUCUCCCUCCGGUGGCUUCACGCAUUGGUUCCUAUAAAAUUGGGUGACCGGCAAGAGGGAUUGGACCGGCUAUACCUUCUGCUCGAUUUUGUUCGAGGGAAGAUGAAGGAAAAGGAGGAGGUAGCCGCUUCGCUUGAUGUGUGGAGAAAGAGAGAGGUCUUUGUUGUGAACAACAUUGUUACGGAGCACUUGAAAGGUAAAGAGCAUGGGGUGUGUUUGGAUUUGAUCAAGUGCCUGCUGGCUCGGGGGGAUUCGGACCCGCAUUUGUUGUCGAAGUUAGGGUACAUACAGAUGCAAAUCGGGGAUCUAGAGGGCGCAAAGGGCUCGUUUGAUGAAGUGGAGAAGCAGAAUUCGCUGAACGAGACUGAAUUGACAAAUAUGGUAAGCAGGAACAAGGCUUUGAUGUACUUGGUGGAGAAGGAUUAUGUCUCUGCUGUGAGGGAGUACGACGCCUGCAUCGAGCGGGAUGCCAUGGAUGCUGUGGCAAUCAACAACAAGGCAAUUUGCUUGAUGUACUUGAGGGACUUGUCAGAUUCGAUUAAGGUGCUGGAGACUUCACUCGAGAGGGUGCCCACGGUGGCACUGAACGAGACACUCGUUGUGAAUCUGUGCAGCAUGUACGAGUUGGCUUACGUUAAUCACUCCGACAUCAAGAGAACUCUGAGCAAUUGGAUUUCAAAGGUCGCCCCCGAUGAUUUCGAUUCCUCUUGUACUAGGAUUUGAGGUACUUCAGUUUCUCCACAGCUUGCGCCUGCCUUUUACGAUUGGUAUUAACUGUGUUCUUUUGAACUUGCGUGUGAGGCAGUACCGGUGGCAAAUUUUAUUUUCUUAAAUUUUAGACUUUAGAGCUCUCUCUCUGUCUUUCUCAUUGAUCGAAUAAAUUGAAUUCUGCAGCAGAUUUAUUUGUAAGCUCAUUGUUUGGGUGAAUCAGGUAAUGCUGCUACAUGGUGUAAAUUCUUCAAAGAUGGCUUACCAUUUUGAGGCAGAUGCCCAGAUUUGUAACCAAACCUCGCAGCAUAGAGCGCCACGCUGCCUAGUUUAAAUCAAUUCAUUCGAAUGUGCACCAAUGGAAAAAGUUGCACAAUCAGAUCGCUUCAAGUUUGUGGCGGCUACCUUGUUUUGCUUUUUCAGGAACUUGUUUAUGGCCAGAUUCUCAUAUGAGAGGAAAGCAACAAGGUGGUGAAGAAGCUAUCUGCAAAUAAAAUUGUUCUCGUAUGCCUACCUAUAAAGCCAGCAGUGAAAGUAGAACAAGUUAUUGUAUUUUUUGUUCCAAUUAUGUCCUCAUUCCUUUUUUAUAAACCCCAAACUAGCCUCUCUUUUUUAGUCCAAGUUUUUCGUCUCUUCUUUCCCAAUGAUUAGGGAUGACAAUGGGUUGAGUUGGGUUUUGCCAAAUCCAAACUCAUGGGUUUCUCUGUGAAAAAAUCCGAGGUAAAAUCCACUGGGUUUGAAAAACUCAAACCCAACCCGCUGGGUAUCCGCGGGUUCAUGGGUACCCAGGGGUUUUUGUCAUAAAAAAUUUACAAUAACAAGUUCCUAUCUAAAUUAAAGUCAAAUCUCAAACUCUCAAUACAAAUUAUCCAUAUAUGAAACACCAUUCUAGAAAAUUCAAGCAAAUCACAAUUAACUAUACAAAUUGUUCAACAUCAAUCUAGAAAACUCAAGAAAAUUGAAGCAAAUCACAAAUUAUCCAUAAAAACAUGAUUAAUUGAAAGGAAGAAGCUUUCAAUUAAGUUUCUUCACUCUCAACUCGAUAACAUCAACUUCAUUCUAAACAAUUAGAAAGAAAAAAUUAGACAUUUCUUCAAAAACAUAAAUAAGAUUAGUUUUUUAGAAUAUUAAAUAUAUCGAGAAAAUUAAUUAUAUGGGUGUGGGCGGGUACCCAUGGGGCGAGUUUACCUAAACCCAAACCCAACCCAACCUGGUGAAUAGUGAACGGGUUUAAACCCAAACCUGGCCCAAAACCCAUCAACACGAAUUUUACCCGCGUUGAUCGGGUUGGGUCGGGUGGGUACCCGUGAGUUCGUGUUUUGUUGCCAUCCCUACCAAUGAUCCCAAUAACCAUUAUUUGUUCCCCUUAGCUAUGUUUAACACUAACAAAAACUCACUAUGUCAUGACACGCUAUUCUAUUAAAAGACAUAUAAACUCCGUACAUAUUAGUACCAUAUACAUUUUUAAAAAAAGUAUUCUAUAACUAAUUUGGAUAUUUUAACACACUAUUAUGUUAAAACAUGGUAUAGAAAACAUAUUAUAUUAUAUAUAUUAAUACCAUAAAAUAUAUAUGUAGACCAAGCAUGUAUACUGUAUAGCAAGAGAUGGGGUUAAGAAGGAAAAAUUGAUAAAUAACAAAUACUAAGCAUAUCACAUUCGAACGGAUAUUUAAUACAAAUACCACAUAUCAAAUAAUAAAUAUAGUGAUAUGUA